Molecule: messenger RNA, 282 nt
Organism: Effrenium voratum
Lineage: Eukaryota; Dinophyceae; Suessiales; Symbiodiniaceae
Source: the annotation of a GenBank genome assembly
AUGGUGCAUAUAUUCAGCCUGCAUAGUGAUCAGCCGCCCUUCCUGGUUUUGGACGAGAUCGACGCCCACCUGGACCACUCCAACGUCCAGGCCUUGGCGAACUUCAUCUCGGACCUCGCUUGUCAGGCCAUCGUGAUCUCUCAGAAGGACCGCUUCUUUGUCCACGGGGAGGGCUUGGUGGGGAUCUCCAAGCGCAAGAAUACCUCAGUGGUUUUCACCAUGGACGUGGCCCGGCUGCGGAAGGCGGCGCAGCGCGAGGGGGAGCCGCUGCCACUGCAGUGA